Haliotis rufescens (red abalone) is the source of this 5295-nucleotide messenger RNA. RefSeq lists its product as uncharacterized. NCBI's taxonomy places the organism in Eukaryota, Metazoa, Mollusca, Gastropoda, Lepetellida, Haliotidae. Bases 1641 to 3875 code for a protein of 744 amino acids. The record is from RefSeq and is a predicted model, not a curated record. The transcript is spliced from 2 exons.
AUCCCGGCAGGGAAACAGUGAGAACCAUCUUUUAACGUAUUUUGGUAUCGAACGACUGACCUCCCUUUUCCUUUGAAGACGCUCUAUCCACUAGACCAAGGAGACGAGAUCCGACUAUAAUAUGAAACAAAACUACAGUAUCGCUGACAUGCAUAGGGAGUUAAGGCGGCCAAGAACUUCAUUCUAAAGUUGACAUCUCAAAACGCGAGCCACUUAAUGAUUGGACCAUAAACUAUAAUGUUCGUUGAAGACAGUAUCGUGUAAAUGUUUAUGGUAAAGGACUCAAGCUAAAACUCAAACUAUUACCUCUCAAUAGUAGACAGCACAACACGAACGGCCAAACAAACUUAAAAUCCCAAUUUGCUCAAGUCGUUGCUUUAUUCCCAUCUCUCUCCUAAAGUUAUAAUGACAGCAAUACAUCACACCACAAGCACCAGAUUCCAAUUUCGUUUAUUAAUCUUUAUGCUAGACGAAGGCGAACAAAGUAUAGAACCUUGUCGUAGUCCUAUCAUGAAUUGAUUCUCUGUAUUUGCGUGAGCAAUGCGCCGUAGAUAUCAAGCCGUUAUUGUGCUUAUCAUAUUGUCAGUGACGCAGAUUCAAUAGGUGGCAAUUCACAGACAUAUUCGACGUUCUGUAUAUACGUUAUUGGCAGGCUCAAGGGUGACCAUGUGACACGUCUGUCUCUUGCUUGCAACCGUCUCCUAGAGAAAGGAAUGUCGUUGUGUUAACUGCUGCCUUAAGCCUACCAUAGCAUUAGUGUCACGGGGUCUAUGAAAUAUUGUCUUUUUCUCACCCGUAUAAAGUCAGAGGUCCCCAAAGCUCUUGUGAGGUAUAUUUACAAAUAUGAGACAUUUCAUCAUUUAUGUUUUAUUUUGUUGGUUUUUAUGGUUGUUAAUCUAUAUAUGUUUGUCUUUGGCAGUGCUCACCAAGUCUUUGCAAACGUUUAUUGAAUGACUAUAGAUUAAGAUGACAAUGUGGUAUAUGCGAUUAAUGUUGUUCAUUAUCUUUGUGGAGUAGAGCAAGUAUGGAUCUAACGACACUUGGAGGAGAUUGCCACGGAGAUAGGAGCUACGAGAAGAGAAUACGACGGUUACCUGGAGCAUGGGUGUGAAAGGAAAAUACUUACGCUCUACUGACAACUGUGAUUGGUGCUUCUGGUUACCUAACGCUUUUGAUGAGCGUAAGGCAUGUUUACAAUGCGACUCUAUGGAGUGUGUCAUUGUGGGCGCUACUUGGAGUAAUGUACACAAGCAAAUAGACAUGGAAGAAACGAACAUGUUGUCACGGUUGGCAGAUAUGUAUAGAUUGAAGCACAGUCAACAGCAAGGCCUAGUGCGGAUCAAAAACGUUUGACGAUGGCUUUGAGAUUGGUCUAAAGUGGAUACAUAUAUACAUUAUUACAUUAUGAUUUCAUCGGAUCUUUCUCAAGGGUCAUUGCAGUGGAGAUUGGAUCUAAUAGCUAAUGUGUCAUUGUUUCUUACUUCACACUACAAAUAGAGUAAGUAUAUUCAAUUAUGAACAAAAUACAUUUCUUGCCAUUUCUCAAAACUAUGUUAUGAAAUGUCUCGUGAACAACCUUAAUCCUACGGAUAGUAUUGCCGCUUAAACGUAUUCCUUAUUACACUUGGAUCUUAUUGACAAUGUCUACCAACAAACCUACAGAGAAACCAAUAUGGAGAAGAAGGGCACCAGCUAUUCCGGUGAGGGAAAAUCGGAGGUCCAAAUACCUCAAACUGGCUGGUAUGCAUGGAGAUCACCUUCCGAAACUGCGGAAACAGGAUAGACCCGAGAUUUCCGAUGAAGCUCGACACUUUGACACCAUGAGCGAUACAGUGAUGAUGAAACACGUGAAUAUCAUGUACAAAGAGCACCAGCAUGUGAUGCAGAAGUUGGUCAAAGGCCAGGACGUGGUGUAUAAGAUGAUGUGCCGCGUCCAGCAGGAGAAGAGGAAGAUACAGAGAGCUGAGUGUGCGAGGAGACAGGAGGAGAUAAGGGAGAAGAUGAAGUCGGAGAGGGUGAGGACUCUGAUGAAGAGAGCUGUUGCAAAAUUUAGAGAAAAUGUUCAAAGGAAGAAAAAGGAAAGAGCUCUGGCUGAAAAACGGAAGCAAGAAGAGAAAAAGGCAAAACGUGAUCGAAAGCUAGCGAGGAAAGGCUCUGUUGCUGAGAGUGGUGGCAAUGUGGCACCAGUUGCAACUAAAUCAGAUCCACGUGGACAUGUGAAGGUGCAGGAGAAGGAGCAGGAAACGGCGCAGGAGACAGUGCAGGAAACGGUGCGGGAUACGGAGCAGGAGUCAAUGAAGACACAGAACAUUCGAGAGAAUCCUUCUGCGGAAAGGAGGGGUAGUCUGACUCGUGAGGAGGAGCCUUCAAAAUAUCAAAAUGUCAAUGAUACCAUUAUUGAUGAUGAUUUGGAUCAAGUAAUGGGUCCAGUUAGAAAAUCGCGAGUUUUGGAAGUGAGCAAAACACCAUCGGCGCCAGUAACAAGGACAAAGGGUGAUGAAGACGACGAGGACAACCUUCGUGAGCCUCUAGUGACAACCACAUACCCAGAUCGUCAAGACAACGAAACAGGUGGAACAGAAGAUAAAACAGAAGAGAAUGACUCACACUCACCUAAAGGUGCUGCUGCUGAUUGUGAUGAAAUGGAAGAAAGUGACAGAAUAGACAAUUAUCUUUCAACAGAGACAGACAACUCUGACAGAAGGCCUUCAUUGUUUGGCGAGGAAAAUCAUGACCCAGACCUUGGAUGGUUUACAUAUGGUAAUCCCCAUGUUCCUCUCCCUUCUAAUUAUAUUAAUAUAAGUGAUGACGUUUUACAGGAAAUCGUGCCUGAUUAUCUGGGAUCAGAUACAGAUAAAGCAAGUCUGCCACCACUAAGGAUAAGAAGAGCUCCAUUAGCCCCACCACCGUCAUCCUAUCUCAAAGAACAACUACGAUUGUCUGAAAGUAAAGAACAUGCUACCACUGAUUCAGGGGUGGUAUCCUUCCAAGGAGAUUCAACGGAUUGGAACCUUAAUUUACGCGAAAUGGUUGCAACCAUGUCAAGGGAAAGUAACAUAUCUUCUAUUAAAUCAAUUGACUCUUGUUCCAGUCCUCGUGAGGCUGCAAGUACAGAACGUGGGCCUUCAAAGCAAAGUGAUCGUUCAAACAUCUCCAGGGCAACCUCCAGUGAUAAGAAAGCUCAUCCUUCAACAAAGUUUGAUGUGGACGCUGAUGAACCAGUGCCUGAUAGUUUCAGUUUUGAAGUACCAUUGGGUAUCAUCCCAGAUACAAGGGCCCUUCUGCCAGUGAAACAAAGAAGGAAGAAACCACAUGCGAAUGCUGAUAAGAAUCUAUCAGCAAAUAUGAUGUGGGUUUUAAAACAAGAGGAGAAAUCACGUCGUCAGUGGCAGAAACGAAUGACAGAGGAUGAUAAAGUGAUACAGUAUUACAAAACUGCAGAUGGGCGUUACAUUGCCACUGUGAUGGACAGAAGAAAAGAAUUCCUUGCCCCGAGCUUUAAGGAGUAUCAUCGACAGCAAAAACUGCUAGUUGGCGAGAGGGUGAAGUCCGAUGAUCACAGAGAGAGGAUGACGGAUUUAAUGGAUUAUAUGGCAUUACAUUACGGUAUGGCCAAUCUUCCAGUGGCAGCACCAACCCCGUCUCCGGAACCCAAGAAACGACAACAACCCGUUGAACCUCUUCCGUCCUUCAGUUACGGGAGUGUGUUUGACGAGUACAGGCAGAGGGACCUGAUGGUUGACGCGGAGCCAGGCUCAUAUGAAGCGAUGAAAGGGGUUGCCUAUUUGAGAAUAAAUGACGAGAAGUAUAAACCAGUGAAUUCUACGUCUCGGCGCCGAGAGAGAAAAGUAACGACGUGGAACCAGCAAUACUGAGAACUGUUCCCCAUUAUUAAAGUAGCAUAGUGUUGGAUGAAGUGAAUGCGCGCGUGCUUAUGUGCAUGUGUGUGUAAGUUUACCAUAUGACUGAAGGAUUUAUUAUCUUAUUUUAUAUACUUUUUAGGGGUUUUUAAGAUGCUUCCUAUGUUAGAUUUGUCUGAUUGUUUUUGUUUUAUUUCAUUUUUCCAAGAACAAUAACAAUACAUUUAGAAUAUGUAAAUGUUUUUUAAUAGUACAUGCAUGUCUAUUUAUUUUUAAAUGUUUGGAAACUACAAGCAUAUUGCAUGGACAUCACAUGUAGGUGAUUGAAAUUUCUCUUGCACCGGUGAUCGCCAGAUGUUUCACUUGGAAUAUAAGGCGUUUUAAUUUAUUUUUUUGUUAUCACGAGUGUGACAUUAUCUCGAACAUGAGAUCAUUAAGUACAUUUUUGUUUUCAGUUUUAGCUUAUGCAUUCUGCAGAAGUUCCUUAAUUAAUCAUAAAUGUGUUUCAUUCAGAUACAUUGUGGACAUCAAUGCCUUUUCAACACAAGCAGCUUCUACAGUUAAUGUAUUAAUGGGAAAAACAUAACUUCAUGUUCGUGCAUUAUUCAAAAGUUGUAACACCAAUUUUACCUAGUUUUGCUGAAGAAGUUUUCCAUGAACUCAAAUGUAUACUUACAGUGAAACACAUUUCAAGUAAUCUGUUAGCACAAAGGUAACAAUUUGCUUCACAGAUCAUGAAACGCAAGAGGGGUUUGUUUUACCCUGUCAUAGCUCCAUAUGUCUGAGAGCGACAUCAAAUAACCGAGGAUCACCUUUGAUGUGAACGGAGUAUAAGGAGCGACAGUCUAUUAAUGAAAUAAAUGCCACAUGUGUUACUGUUAACAUAAAGCUGUAAUACAGUCGCCUUUUUUUCGCAUCCCCUUAAGUCAAACAGGAGAAACAAGACAUGACGAAAUUUAUGAUAAACAGGUUAUAUCUUCUGCAACACACUCCAGAGUUCGGUGGAAAAUAUCUGUUUUAUCAUUCACUAUAUUUCACGUGAUGUUCAGUCACAAUUGUGUAAUGUAUAGAGAACAGAACACCGUGAUACACAUCACGAUGUCAAUAAAAUAAAUUCAUUGAUACUAUUGAUUUAGCGUAUGUAUCACGUGUACCCGUGUUUGACAUGCGUUGUUUAUUGUGUCCAUGAAACACAUUUCGCUAUACAAACCAUAAUAACCUGAAACAUAAGAGGGUUGUAUGGUUUUGUUCCACAUUCAUCUCUGUCGUUUAACACGAUUUAUAUAGUGCGUUUGUCUUUGUUUGACAUUAAUAUAAGCUGAUAUGCCUUGAUGUAACUGAAAUAAGUGUUCAUUUCGACGUGAAACACAACACUCUCCCUAAAUAUUUACAAACCGCCCGGAUACUCGAUAUACUAUAGUCGCAUAUGCAUUGG